AGUUCUGCUAUAGAUUUGUGGUAUUUGCUACAAAUCUGAGAAUUGUUAUUGUAUUAAAUUUUAUUUUCUUUCAUUAAUUAUAUAUACUGUAUUGAAAUUUUAUUAAAUAAAUGUUCGACUGAGAAUUUUAAUGGAAUGAUUGACUUUUAUCCUAAGGAAUUUAAUUUGUGAAAUGGCUCAAGCGGAUUUCGGAACUGGAAAAACUCUUGCUGUGUUAGCGAUUGUUCUCGGAUGUUUUGCGAUAUUAUGGCCGAAAAUAUUUUAUCCAAUGUGGCAGGCCGCAUUUGCUUUAUCAAGCUCCAAAGUGGAUAGUGAUGGAAGAUAUAAGGAGACUGAUCGUCCUCCCCAUUUGCAUCCUGGAUCAAUCAAUCCUCGCAUGAGAGGAAGUGUGACUCCUGAGAAUGUCCAUGAAAAAUUUAUGAUGAGAGAUGGAAGACCAUUUCCUCAUCCUCAAUCCAGGCAGCCUGUCAAGUCUCAACCGAAGUCUGGUGGUGCCAUGAGUAUAAUCAUGCCAAUUUAUACUGUUGGGAUCAUAGUCUUCUUUAUAUACACUGUCCUCAAGCUUGUUUUUAAAAAGAACCCUGAAGAACAGAAGAAGCCUCUGAUCAAAGAUUUUCACAUGGAUCCUGAAUAUCGUAAAUUUAUCUGCCAGGAGACGGAUGAAAUUAUAAAGACACCUCCACCACCUCCCAAAACUACUACCAAACGAGGAGGCAAGAAAAAGAGUGUUGCAGCAUGCAAAACCGCAAUUCCUGAAAGCGAAGAGGAAGGACAAGCUGCUGAAUUGGAUGCAAAGGAUUAUGAAAUCUAUAAAUUGAAGAAAAAGUUGGAAGAAACAGAGCAGGCCAUGGAACGAAUAAUCCAGCAUAUGGGCGCUGUGAAUGAUACUCUCAACAAAAGAUCGGUAGUUGACGACCAAGUUAUUCAGAAAAGUGAUGUAAAAAUCAGGAACCGCAAAAAUAAAAAUGUGUCCAGGCAGAUGGUGGAGGAGAUGAGUGAGACCUCCAAGAAGUGUCAUGACGUCGUUCCAGAUGAUGAUGAGGAGGAAAACGAAGACACCCUGGAGGAAGAUCUCACUGAGCUUUAUAAGAUGUGCCAGGAAACGGGAGCCUCCAUGAAGAGUCUUGGAUCAGACCUUCCCAGCGAUCCUAUUGAGGAGGAUAUCGAAGGAUCUGAAGAUGAAGGAUCCAGUGAAGGAGGAAAGAGCGACGAGGAGGAGAAGGACAGUCUUCUGGAAGAUAUGAUCAAAAGCGAAAAUAAAAGGAAGCCUUUGUUGACAUAGGAUAUACUUCGUUUGAAAGUAUAGUUUGUCUAAAGUAAGAACUUUCCUAACCAUUUAUCUGUAAUGAGAUAUAACUAUUUCAAGUAGGGGUGUGGGGUCAUUGUUUAGGACUGGCUUUUGCUUGGGUGGACGAGAGAAACCGAAUUUGUUUUCUCUGUCUAUUGUGUUAGCCCUAGAUUGAAGAGAAGCUACCCUCCCUGAAAUGCACUAUUCUCAUUUCCAUAGUAGCAGGCGGCCUCAAACUUUGUGGCAGGGGAGUUCUUACUGUAGACAAACUAUACAAUCGUGAGUUAUUUACUGGUAUGGUACCUACAAAUAAAUGUGCAAUUGUAAUAUUUACAAAUUAAUCAUUCCCUUGCAGAAUACAUUUGUUUCAUAUCCAACUAGGUCAGAGAUGGCGAACCUGUGGCAUGUAUGUUACUAGAGGGCAUGUAUAUCUCUUGGUGGCAUGUGACAUAUACUUAAUUGCCACAAAGGAAAGCUCUAUUAAAUUGCUUAUUAAUUACUGAAAUUUCUUUAGUUACUUAAAUUAUAUUGAGUUAUAAAUUUAGAAAUCAAACUAAAUUACGAGUUUCAAUAAUAUUGUGAAUUCUGUACAAUGGAUUAUGAGAAAACGCCUUGCUUUAGAUUUAAAGCAAGUUAAUAACCAAAAAGCCAAUAUAGUUAUGCAUUGUGAUUAUAUGGUUUAAAGCCAAAGCAGUAGCUUUCAAAUAAUUUA
Molecule: messenger RNA, 2000 nt
Organism: Parasteatoda tepidariorum (common house spider)
Lineage: Eukaryota; Metazoa; Arthropoda; Arachnida; Araneae; Theridiidae
Biological process (GO): protein localization to cell surface; synaptic transmission, cholinergic
Cellular component (GO): neuronal cell body; neuron projection; intracellular membrane-bounded organelle
Source: RefSeq, a predicted model, not a curated record